AUGCACGCCUCCACCAUCCUCAGCAUCGUCGGUAUCGUCGCCGCCUUCGGCUUUGCCAACGCCGCUCCCAUCGCCGCCCCCGGCAACGGUGUCGGCUUCGGUUGUAACGGACCGCGCUACUACCAGGCGCAGCCGUGCUACCAGCAACGCCCGUGCUACCGCAACCGCGACCAGUACAACGACCCCUGCCGCGGCGAGUUCGGCAACCAAUUCUGCUGCGACAACGAGCAGUACCGUCCCUGCUUCCAGGGCUGCCGCGAUGGCUGCCGCGACAACUGCUGCUACAGGAACUACAGGCCCUGCAACUACGGCUGCAGGGAGCACAACGAGUGCUUCGAUUGCUUCGGGGACAACGACUGCAACUUCUGCUGCGAGAACUUCUCGAAGCGCGUCGCCGACGUUCUUGUCACCGACGAUCUUGUCGCAGAGUCGGCUGAGAGCAGCGAUUAG
This is a messenger RNA of Tricharina praecox, 450 nucleotides long. RefSeq lists its product as uncharacterized. NCBI's taxonomy places the organism in Eukaryota, Fungi, Ascomycota, Pezizomycetes, Pezizales, Pyronemataceae. The coding region runs from base 1 to 450 and encodes 149 amino acids. The record is from RefSeq and is a predicted model, not a curated record. The transcript has a single exon.